ACGGUGUGGUGCAGGAUCUGGUCAGGUGUGGUCUACAGCAGAGUACAGUUGAGCAGCUGGCCGUCCCUACAACAUUAGGAAAAUCUGCUCUCAGACAGCUGCACAUGAAAGGACAUUCAUACAGCUGGAGGUCCUGAGACACAGACCACAUCUAUUCAUAUCUGUGAUGGUGUGACUUACUAUACCAGCUGACACCGAUUUUUCUGAAAGAAGAUGAAUAUUCUCAGCAUUGUGUUUGUGUUGACUGUAGCGCUGAAUAUAUGUUUAGGGUUCAUUCUUCAGAUGUCUAAGGUCCAGGUGUUUCCUCAGGACAGCGUCGUCUUACCCUGCAAAAGUUCAGGGUUUCCCAAAGAAGAGCUAUAUUGGAAAGUGAUGGGCAAAGAUGUGGUCUCUCUCCAUGGAGGCAACAUCACAGUUACUCAGGGGUUUGAGGAUCGAGUGUUUCUCAUGGAUCCUGAUUUGUCUGAAGAUUUCUCCCUCAUUUUAAAAGAUGUGAUGUUUAAUGAUGGAGGAGUGUAUAAAUGUCUGUGGAUGAGACAGAUAACCAUUUGCUCAGUGCAUGUACAUGUGUUGAAACCUUUAGUUUUCCCUGUUUUCGCCACGGUGGGUGAAGAAGUCACAUUGAAGUGCUUUGGCCAUAUCUCAAAAAAUCAAGCAUGGGAAGAUCUAAACAUCCAGUGGUUUAAAGAUCACAGAGAAGUUCUGCGGUUGACGUCUGGAAAGAUAGAUGUUAAUGUUGAAAACAGCAGUAUGUCAUUGCCCUGCAGAGAAGAUCUGUCUCGAGGGAUCUUCUCAUUGACCAUCAGAUCUGUAAGAGAUCUGGAUCAGGGUGUUUAUCACUGCUGGUACAGGACCGCAGAUUAUGAGGAACCACGGAGUGGACUUCCAGAGUCACACACACUCACUGUUCUGGCUGUGUCUUCUGAAGUGUCGUCCACCACAGAUUCGAUCCUCAGUGUCAGCGACGGCUCUCAUACUCACACCAGCAGGUCUGUGUCAACAUUGAGAGCCGUUGCAAGCACUACGAGCGAAUCAUCCAGACCUGUAUCAACACAGACUAAUGUGAAGAGAAGUGAAACUGAACCCAUCACCACAGCGUCUGUGCAGACGUAUGCAGAGACUGCUGAAGCUGUGUCUUCUGAAGUGUCGUCCACCACAGAUUCGAUCCUCAGUGUCAGCGACGGUUCUCAUACUCACACCAGCAGGUCUGGGUCAACAUUGAGAGCCGUUGCGAACACUUUGAGCGAAUCAUCCAGACCUGUAUCAACACAGACUUAUGUGAAGAGAAGUGAAACUGAACCCAUCACCACAGCGUCUGCGCAGACGUCUGCAGAGAUAGCUAAAGCUGUGUCUUCUGAAGUGUCAUCCACCACAGAUUCGAUCCUCAGUUUCAGCGACAGUUCUCAUACUCACACCAGCAGGUCUGGGUUAACUUUGAGAGCCGUUGCAAACACUUCGAGCGAAUCAUCCAGACCUGUAUCAACACAGACUAAUGUGAAGAGAAGUGAAACUGAACCCAUCACCACAGCAUCUGCGCAGACGUAUGCAGAGACUGCUGAAGCUGUGUCGUCCACCACAGAUUCGAUCCUCAGUGUCAGCGACAGCUCUCAUACUCACACCAGCAGGUCUGUGUCAACUUUGACAGCCGUUGCGAACACUUUGAGCGAAUCAUCCAGACCUGUAUCAACACACGCGUAUGUGAAGAAAAGUGAAACUGAAUCUUUCACCACAGCAUCUGCGCAGACGUCUGCAGAGAUAGCUGAAGGUCGGUAUGGGCAUCUUAAGAUGCCAUUGGAUAAGAAGAUUCCCUGGAUUCUGAUUGGACUCAUCAGUGGAGUUUUGCUCAUCACAGCUGGAGUUUUGGUUUCACUCUUUAUAAUAAACUGAUUUGUUUUCAGUGUGCGAUGAAGAUUUUGAAAGGUUAUAAUUAGUUUAAAGUUCAUAUAUGCCCUCUUUGUAUCAUCUGUUGAGCAGUGUGGUUUAUUAUGUAUACCUGGAGUAUCAAAAAAAUCAAACUUUAUUUACUUUUAAACCUGUUGUUAAUCUUGAGCAAAGACUUUACUGAUGUUUAAGUAUUUGAUUUUCUGUAUUUACUGAAAACUCUUACAAGAGAUGAAUUACGAUAGGGAAAGUGUAUUACGGUGAGGCAGAACGUUUUAAUAACCAGCUAUCCUCUGAAAUGUAAGAUUCUUGUUUUAGAUUUUUAAAUUACAAAAUAGAUAAUAAAUUACACUAAAAUAAGUACAAACUUUUUGAAAAAGUUUUAUUUUUGGAAUGGGUGAUAUUUUGAUUAUUUCUUCUAAAUAUUCUUUCUUAUAAAAGUCAUUUAUUUAAUCUGUUCAAGCAUAAGAUUUGAAUUUGUCUUUUUAUGAGAUUUUAAUACUGCUCAGGGUUAAUGUAAAUACUUCAAACACUUCAAAUUUGUUUUAUAGCAGUUAUCGUUCAAAUAUACACUAUUAUGGGACGGUUUCCCUGACAGGGAUU
This is a messenger RNA of Paramisgurnus dabryanus, 2484 nucleotides long. RefSeq lists its product as uncharacterized. Gene Ontology annotation, biological process: immune response; positive regulation of T cell proliferation; cellular response to lipopolysaccharide. Gene Ontology annotation, cellular component: external side of plasma membrane. NCBI's taxonomy places the organism in Eukaryota, Metazoa, Chordata, Actinopteri, Cypriniformes, Cobitidae. The record is from RefSeq and is a predicted model, not a curated record.